Molecule: messenger RNA, 3571 nt
Organism: Gamsiella multidivaricata
Lineage: Eukaryota; Fungi; Mortierellomycota; Mortierellomycetes; Mortierellales; Mortierellaceae
Exons: 4
Coding region: 199-3501 (1100 amino acids)
Biological process (GO): signal transduction
Source: RefSeq, a predicted model, not a curated record
UGCUUGCCGCGCUAGCCAGCUUGUUUCUUUCCCUCUUACCCCUGCCUCAGCUCCCUUAUCAACAACCAGGGCCCAGGAACCGCCACUUCCUACAGGACAGUUCUAAAUACUUCCAACACUGGACUUCGCCCCCUCCUUGCGAUCCUUAUAUAAACCCCGUCUCUCCUUCGUAUUUCCUUCUCCAUUCCUCGUUCAGUCAUGUCUCUUACAAAAAGAAGCUCCACUCUCUCGUUUGCGGCAGAAGCGAAGCAGGCGAAACAUGCAUCGUACCCGUAUCACACCUCGCGAUCCAACAGCCAACCCUACUCUACCCUUUUGUUUAGUACCGACACAUCCGAGCCUGCUCAGCUGAAGCAUGAUCCCACACAGCGCCCCCACAGCAUUGCUCAUCACGCCUCUGUGGCCUCAUUCAUGUCCAGCUCGACUGCCAACUACACCGUCAACACCAAUAGUAUUUAUACCCAUCCUGCAAGCUCCAACCUCCAGCGUCAGGUUGUCAGCAAGAAUACAAUCCGCCAGAAUAUUAAGCACCAGCAAAAAGUCAAUCAGAAAAAGGCCCUUCCAUUGUUUCCAACCGAGCGAACCAGGGGUGGUUCCUCGGUCCAUAAUACUCUCAAGCCAGUCGACAUCACGAAGAUCGAUCUGAUGCCGAUCGAGUACAGCCAUAAGAUCAUCAUGUGCUGCAUUGACGAGAUCAAACUGCGGGGACUGAAGCACAAGCAUCUCUUUCGGAACGCAUUCUACAGCCCUUCCGUUGAGGGGGCUCUGAAGCUACUGAAGGAUCCCAAGAAGAGCCAGCUGUUCUCGGUCAAGAUGAUGCGUGUGGAUACCGUCGCCGGCCUCUUAACAACUGUGCUCUCACGCACAUAUCCACCCCUCAUCCCUCCACACGUUCAAGAGAUGUUCCAGAAUCCCAAUGGGCGCUUCUUUUUCGAGCUACUGAGCCUGCUUCCAGAGUUGAAUCGGUUCCUUUUUGUGGAGAUUCUGGACCUCUGCUGUGACCUGGUAGACAAUUCGCUAUACAACCAUCUCAGCAGCAGUAGACUCUCAGUCUAUCCGGGGUCAUGCUGCUUUGGUCUGGAUGAGUUCAUGCCCACAUGGGACACGCGUUAUCUGCUGUCGACGACCGUUAAAAAGUUCACAGGCGCAUUUUAUCACAUCAUUUACGCCUAUCGAGAAGAACGAGAUCUGUCUGCAGAUGAGCUCGAGCAGAAACUGGUGACGCGAGACAAACUCUUGGCAGAGCAGCGUCUGGAGGCUCUGGAACGAGAGCAUGGACUGGAGGGCGCACACAAUAUUCUGAAGCGUGAGGCCAGGAUCGCAAAGGGACUGCCACCGGAUUCUCCAGUGGUCAUCCCACAUCUGCCAGCAGAUGUGAAGGAGAUCUCGCUAUAUGCAAACAGGAAGGAGCGGGUCGUCGCUGAUGACGCCAUCUCAGUGCUGGAUAUGCAGUUGGACGAUGGAGCCGAUACAGCUGUCGUGCAGAAACUCCAGAUUGUCGAAGUGAAGACGCAGGAAGAGGAGAAUGUCGAGCAUGUGCUGGCGGAUCUGCGGAAGAGUAUAUCUGUGGCGACACUGGAAUAUUACGCGACAAGGUCAUCGUCCUCAAGGACCCUCUUGAGCAACUCUUCAACAUCCACACUUGCGUCUUCACGAACGAUCUCAAGGUCCCACCCUCUUCGCAAUUCUCCAGCGACGCGACCCAAUUUGGUUCGCGCAAAGUCAUCGACGGCACGUUUCGGAACAAUCGAGCAAAACAUAUACCCGGUCUCCCCUGGCGAUAUUUUUGGAAUCAGUCAACAUGCGAUCCAGCGACGCGAGCUCCAGAACUUCCUUUCCAUUGCCAGGACCGAGAAGAAGCGCAGGACGAUCACGUCCAAGAGAAUCAUGCAACUGCGUCUGCAAAACAGGAUGCUUCGACAGUUCUCUUCCAUUUCCUCCUUCACUUCCUCUUCGGACUCUGGAUUGUCUGGUGCAGUUCCGUCGAGACCAAGGACUGGAGCGGCGGUACCGAUUUGCAUCAUGUAUAGGAACCGGGAUAUGCACUCAGGGCAGAGACAGCUGUACAGAACUCAUACGCAAUCAACGUUCUCGCAACUGAAAACGAGCCCAGUAUCCACACAUGGCCUACGCCGAGAAAGAACCCGCCAGCUGCGUAAGGAGCUCAAGGUAUACGAAACACAAGGGCUUUCGGCAGAGGAGGCGAUGGAGCAGCGAGAAAUCGAUAUGAAGAAGAAGCGUCGGAGAGAGAAACGGGCCCGACUGGCCGCACAGGCGAAGGCCGAGGCUGCAGCGCAGGAGGAGGCGCUCGAAAGGGCAGCAGCUGAAGCGGCCGCAGCGAUUCAGGCGGAGGACGAUGUCACGAUGGAGGAGGCCGAAAUCUUGGAGGCGUUCGAUUACUUGAGCGACCAAGAGUUCGAAGAAUUUAUGGCCCUGGCUGGUCUGACAAUGCAGGACGUCGAGCGGAUCCGAGAGAAGGCUGCAGCUGCAGCCUUGAACCAGGUUACGAAGGACAUUCAGUCGGUCGAUGUCAAGAUCACACCCUCAAAGGCAGAGACUGACCAGGAUUCCAAGCAGGAGAUCUCCAAUCACGAUUCCGGCAUAAUGGUUCCCACUAUAACGACGGCGACAAACACCAUAGCGGAACCUUCAGCAACUGCGUCGUCCUUCGGAAGUGCGUACAGCCUGGUAGCCGAACCAACCACACGACAGAGACGACCCCUUAGUAUCCCGCACAUGACCUCAAUGGACCUGUUGCUCAAGAAUGCGACUAUGAUUGGCGACAGCAAUCUUCGAUGCUACCCAGCCGAGAAGCCAGUUACGGAGCCGACACAUGGAGGACUCUUGUCACAGGCUGCUGCCGUGAUUGCUCAACCACAGCCGAAGGACGAGGUUGUGGCACCUAUCACAGUACCCAGCGUGCCUACGAGCGCGCCGGGUCAGGAACAGCGGGAGGAGAGGAAGAGUGAGGAAUCGACAGCGUCCUCUACAGAAACCGUCGUUGUUGUCGAGUCAACCGAGCCCGCCAUGAAGAAUUAUCGCCCAUCCCCAGAACCGUUGCUGAUUACAAGGUCCAUCCCAGACGUCAAGAGCAGAGCCUCUAAAUUUGAGCAGGCCAUGGAACGCGCGCAGAAUGCUCUCCACUCCAAGAUCCUUAACCGAACCAAUGUUGAGGUCGCUCCACAGCCUGCAAAGAUUGUGAUCCCUGCAGUCAUCCCCAGGAAGGUCUUUGACGUUUCGUCCGUGUAUGAGGUGCAGCGAGAUGAGGAUGAGGACGAUGAUGAUACGGAGGGCGAAGAACUACAAGUGCUCGAGGUCGAAAGCGAUGAUGGGGAGUCGACUGUAGAGCUCACCAUGGAUGAACUUAAAGACUUUGACGAGGAGGCUGAGCUGCGAGAGCUGCUGGAGGCCAUGACGGAGGAUGAGCGUCAGGAGUUCGUGCGACUCUCACGGCAGGAAGCGAUGGUCUCCAACACCUUCUCUGAGGGCGUGUAUGCUUAAAAUACUAUGCUAAUUGUAAUAAAACCACGCCAAUAGUUAGGCCAAUCUUAGUUCUGCCAGUUAUGCUAUA